This is a messenger RNA of Siniperca chuatsi (mandarin fish), 3554 nucleotides long. RefSeq names its product MALT paracaspase 1 (gene malt1). The transcript has 18 exons. Gene Ontology annotation, biological process: proteolysis. Lineage: Eukaryota; Metazoa; Chordata; Actinopteri; Centrarchiformes; Sinipercidae. The record is from RefSeq and is a predicted model, not a curated record. Gene Ontology annotation, molecular function: cysteine-type endopeptidase activity. The coding region runs from base 149 to 2908 and encodes 919 amino acids.
GGGGGGUCCAAGACAGUGCAGUAGGUGUGUCUCUAUCACUUUUGUCAUUUCUUCCAGGAAGUAGAGUUUUUGUCUUUACGUGAAUUACUGUGAAGUGUAACAACAGUGUGAGAAACGCGUUGGUGAUAAACUUUUGUAGCUGGCUGCCAUGUCGGAUACUUUGGAGCGGUCCACGAAGAUCAGCUUGGUCAGGGAGCCGGUUGUGAAGAAGCUCUGUGAGGUGUUGGACAAAUCCAGCAACAAAGGAUGGCGAAAACUUGGAGAUAUAGUCGGCAAUGACAGACGGUUUAAAGUCAGCUCAAACGACAUGGAGAUGUGCUCUCUGAAGGUGUUGGAGCUGGAGGGCAGCCCGAGCCGCAUGCUGCUGAGGCUGAUGGGAGAGCGAGGCUGCACCACGGGUCACCUGAUUGACUACCUCCAAAUUCUGGGCAACUCAGAGGCCCUGCAGUGCCUGAAACCAUCAGCCUUGCAGAUCCUCAUUCAGCCCCAGUCGGUGGCUCUUAUAUCGGGCCACAAUCUGCGCCUCAGCUGCCAUGCUGUGGGCAAAUCUCCAGUACAGUACCAGUGGUUCAAGACCAAGGAAGAGGUGAGCUACGGCCAUCCACGCACAAACACACACUACCUUCCCUUCGACUUUAAAGGAAGUUGUCUUUGUCUUCGUUGUGUUCAUGCUGAUGUUUUGUAUCAUUUCCUUUUCAUUCUUCAUACUUUUGUCCUUUAUGUUAAGUUUUUUCCCCAGUUUUGUUUUGUCCCUGUACAUCAUCAGCAUCCCUGGAAUGUAUUCACAAAAACAGUAUUGCCUGGCACAGGACUUGAUUUACAGUUUUCUUCAGAGCUGGCCAUCCAGCAUUUCAAAAAGGUGCCAAACAGCUUCUCUCCAGAACUGAUGAUAAGUCCGGUCCAUCUGAAGGACGCUGGCUUUUACAUCUGCAGAGUCAACUGUGGAGAUACUUUUGAAUUUAGCCAGUGGGCUCAGGUGGACGUCCUGAAUGUCGCCAUGUCUUGCGGGCAGAGUUAUCAUUCCUUAGAAGGUCGGCUGAAGUUGGUGAUCCAGCCUCAGUCCCAGCGGCUACAUGUUGGGGAAAACCUGCAGCUGGAGUGUGGAGCCAUGGGACGGCCGAUCCCUCGAUACCAGUGGCACAGAAAUGGAGUCCCGAUCCCUAAUGCCACAAAGAGGAAACUCUUGAUUCCUCAUGUGAUGCAGGAUCAGCACGGCAGGUAUCGCUGUGAGAUCAGCAGCAGCACUGAGAGAAUGUGGACCAAUGAAGUUGACGUUGUGAUAGCAUCAAGGAUAUCUGUCCAGAUUUCAGAGGCAGUGGAGUGCUCUGAAGAUGAUGUUUACGCCAUUGGAGGAGGUGCCAGUGAAUUUUUCCUAAACAGUAUUCCAGAACAACUUCAUGCGACUGACAAAGUGGCCCUGCUGAUCGGCAAUCUGUCUUACCAGAACCACCCGCAGCUCAAAGCUCCCAUGGUGGACGUGUACGACCUCACCAACCUCCUGCGGCAGCUAAACUUCCAGGUGGUUUCACUGCUCGACCUCACAGAGUCAGAGAUGAGAAACGCUGUCGAUGAGUUCCUGUUGCUGCUUCACAAGGGAGUCUAUGGUCUGCUGUACUACGCUGGUCAUGGAUAUGAGAACUACGGCAACAGUUUCAUGGUGCCGGUAGACGCACCAAAUCCGUACCGCUCAGCCAACUGUUUAUGCGUGCAGAGCAUCCUUAAACUGAUGCAGGAAAAGGAGACGGGCCUCAACGUUUUCCUGCUGGACAUGUGCAGGAAGAGGAAUAUUCAUGAUGAGAGCACUCCAAACAUUGUCCUGAGGGUUACGGCCAACAUUGUCUUUGGAUACGCUACGUGCCAAGACGCCGAGGCCUUUGAGCUGAGCUCCAGUGGCUUCACCAACGGUGUGUUUGUCAAGUUUUUGAAGAAGCGACUGCUAGAUGAUGAGAAGAUCACUGUGGUGCUGGACAGAGUCGCUGAGGACAUGGGUCAGUUUGAUGCCACAAAGGGGAAGCAGGCUCUGGAGAUCCGCAGUAGUCUGUCAGAGAGGAGAGCUCUGACUGAUCCUAUUCUGCCCGGCGACAGCGCUGAUCUCGCUCACGCUCACAGCCGCCAGUGGGCAAAGGCUCAUGAGCUCCCUGAGAGUAUGUGUCUCAACUUCGACUGCGGGGCUCAGAUCAAGUUGGGCUUCGCCGCAGAGUUCUCAAAUGUGCUCGUGAUUUACACUCACAUCAUUAAGAAGCCCGAGGACAUGUCCCACUGCCAGGCUCAUGUCACCGACUUCUCACAGGACCUUGAUGUGGAUCCUAAAGAGAUGAACAGAGAGACUCCAGAGGAGACGGGGAUCUACUUUCUGUCCAGCAGCCUGCCGCAGCACUGUCUUUACACCAGAGUCAGCUCAAUGCAGAAGCUCAGGGAGGAGCUGGUCUUCACCGUGUGCCUUCAGGGCACCUUCACCGCCAUGGACGACGAUCCCGUCCACUGGACCAAAAGCAUCAACAUUGGCAAGCCACUGAUCGCCCGACUGGACCUGCACCGGGCCAUGCGGCGAAAUAGUUGCCUGCAGACCUGCCAGAUGCCCCACAGCCCGUCACAGAGCCCCUGCCACAGCCCUGGGCCUGAACACCGCCUCCACCCCCAUCACGGGACGCACCAGGCCCAGGACUACAACCGCCUAUCACCACAACACCACUACCUAGAUGUCUACGAGCGUCUUCAGGGUGCAGUGGGAGGCUGUGGGGAUUCCUACUACGACAACGUCAGCCAAUCUCGCUAUGAACCUGCGUACGACUCAGCUGGUGGGCUUUCAAGCUCACCGGGAAGGCUUAGCAUCCCUAUAGAGGCCAGUGACGACAUCACCGAGCUGCAGACUGUUUUCAUCAACAGUCUGCAGCUUCAGCAGCAGUGAAACAGCUGCUGGAUGUCAUUGAUAUUUCUCAGAAGAGAAGCUUUAAGUGUCUAAUGUUGUAUCUGGAAUACUGCUGCUCUUUCUGUUAUAUGUUGUGUCUCACUACGAUUGUUUAGAAUAUUAUAUUCUUUAAGUUAUAAGCAUUAUUUUCCUCAAGCUGUACACUGACUUUUGUACUUGAAUUUUAAAGAGUUUUGUAAAUAAAUUUUUAGAACAAUAAAAAAGUGUAAACUGCCAUAUUUAUAGAAAAGCUAUAAGAUACUGGAUGGUAAUUGUCAAGAUCAGACAUGUCACAAACCUUGUGUAACAUUAUUACGAAAACUUUAUUUCAGAGCUGGAAUUUUACCUCUCGCAAAGGUUUGAAAAUAUGAGCCAAAUGUGCAUAAAUUAAAGGGGCAUUAAGAUUAAGAAGAUAAGGGGUGAAGCAAUCAGCACAGCGCAAGAACUGCAUUGUAAACAUUUGUUCAUGUAACUAGAAUAAAAGAAAAAAAAGAGCUCCCUCUGCUGUACAGUUAGAAUAAAUAUCUAAGGCCAUCAGACAUUUUAUAAUGCAAUUAGCCAGAGGAGAGAAAGUAAUGGUUAAAAACUUUGACCAUGGACAAUCGACCAGAUUAAAAACCUCUACCGACUGAGAAUAUUUCCACAA